AUGGUCUCUUUCAAAAAAAUUAUCGUAUCCACCGUUGCUCUCGGUAUGGUUUCUGCUCAGCCUAUCGAGGAUGUGGACAAGAGAAGUUUGGUCCGGAAUAUCUUUAAUGAUGUUGCUGGACUCACUGGUAAGAUUUAUCAAGAUGCUCCAAGUAUCGUUAAUGGCCUUAAGACCGGAGUUUCUCUUGGAGUUCUUGCUUUCAAAGAUCUUAAAUGUGCCGCUGAAAACUUUACUGGUAUCAAGAAAGCUCCACAUACCAAUGGUAUUGAGUGGUACGAAAAUGCAGAGUACUUGGCUGGUUUAGCCAUCAAUAAUGGAAUUGCUGAAUAUCUUAAGCAACAAACUACAUUGACUGUUGAAAAUAUUGUCAAGGGUGCUGAAGCCCAAGGUACAGAUUUUUUAGUUGAAUUUGCCGGACACUUGGGAUUGAGCUCAGAAGUUGCAAAACUUUCCAAUGCAACUUUUCCUAUUGUGAACAAGUAUGCGGUCGCUCUUGUUACUGCAAUUGCUCAAAAUGUCUAG
This is a messenger RNA of Meyerozyma guilliermondii ATCC 6260, 522 nucleotides long. RefSeq lists its product as uncharacterized. The record is from RefSeq and is a predicted model, not a curated record. The coding region runs from base 1 to 522 and encodes 173 amino acids. The transcript has a single exon. Lineage: Eukaryota; Fungi; Ascomycota; Pichiomycetes; Serinales; Debaryomycetaceae.